GACCUUGUAUACCAGCUUUCCGACGCCAUGGACGUCGAGCCCCACGCAAUCCGCGUCCUCAUCACUGGGUUUGGCCCCUUCCACAAAUUCAACGAGAACCCUUCCUGGAUGUCGGUGAAGCCGCUGCACAACACCGUGCUCUAUACCGAUCCGCCGGUCGACCUGGUUAUGCAGGACGAUCAGGCAAUCAUCACCGACGACAUGGAGGAGCCUCCGCGGCCCCAGCCCAUCCACAUCACCGCACUCGAGGUCCCCAUGUCCUAUCAGGCCGUGCUGGCGAUCACGCCAGGGCUUCACGCCCGCCCGCCCAUCCUCCCGCUCUCGAAUGACCCCGACUACGUUUUCCCCCCGCCGCCGCCAAACGGCUACGACUUUAUGUUCCAUGUGGGCCUCGCGGGACGAGGUCCGCUGCGUUUGGAGAAGCUCGCACACAAGAACGGAUACCGCAUGAAGGAUGCGGAUGGCCAGUACGCGCCGGCGGUGCUCCUGCCGAAGGACGUGUCGCGCGAUGAUGCCUUGGAGGACGGACGGAUGCAGCAGUUCCUGGGGAUGAUGGCGCAGCUGUCACAGCCACAUGGGUCCACUGUCGGCGAGGGGGUGUCGGACGGAGUGGAGAUCCCGCCCAAUCGCGGAUUUGGCAAGGGCUACGAGAACUUCCCGGACGAGAUCCACACGGAGAUCGACGUCGCGAAGCUCAUUCAGCACAUGAAGGAGGCGGGCAUCGAGUCGGCUUAUUCGUCCAUGGACGCGGGUCACUACCUCUCCGACUUCAUCUUCUACUGCUCGCUCGCAGAGGCAAAACGCAUGUCGUCACGGCAGGAGAAGUUCAAGGAUCGUGGAAGCCCGACAAAGAGCGCGCCGGUGCUGUCCAUGCAUUGUCCGCCUGUGGAUCAGCCGCUCGGCACGGAGGAAGUAACGGAGGCGAUCAAGAGGGUUGUGCUGUGGGUGUGCAGUCGAUUGCAUCAGUAG
Molecule: messenger RNA, 969 nt
Organism: Laetiporus sulphureus 93-53
Lineage: Eukaryota; Fungi; Basidiomycota; Agaricomycetes; Polyporales; Laetiporaceae
Product: peptidase C15 pyroglutamyl peptidase I-like protein
Exons: 3
Coding region: 28-969 (313 amino acids)
Biological process (GO): proteolysis
Source: RefSeq, a predicted model, not a curated record